AUUUUUUUCCGCCUCGCUGGACGUACGCUACGAGCAGCUGCUGUACGAGCUCCGGCUCUAUAUAAGAGGACUAUGUUGGUCUUCAAGCACAGCUCAUUCAUCGUUUAUUUGCCGACCAACGAAACCCUCCCGUAAGCAAGUUCCACGAUGAAGGUGCUCCUCAUUUGCGCUGUUGGAUGCUGGAUGACGGUGGUAUCGAUGCCAGUAGCUCAAAAAUCAUCCCUCGAUCAUUUAAUUAUCCCCUACGAGAAUUCACCUGUUGAUUACGGCCUUUUCGCAUCCGAUCAAGGCUCACAAUAUCAAGACGAACCGACAGUUAUCACCAACUACAAUGUAGGCACGUUCAGACAAGGGGAUUUCUUGACAGUGCCUCUUGGUGCUUCGUACACAGUUGGCGGUCCCGAUCAUCAGAACCGUUUGAAGAAAGGAAUCGUCGUCGGAACAAAGCGUUUCUCGUUGACCAAUACCGCUGCUGGCUAUCGACCUGGCAUUGUUUUGUAAAUCACUGAUAAAACACACAGACUUUUGAUUUCGAGAACCGAACAUUUCUGACAACACCUCGAGUGUUUUGUAUAGAUUUCACACGCGUGUUGGAGUGCACGUCAUUUUGUUUCACGUAUAGCGAUCCCUUUGUCAACGUCUAUUUUGCUCAGGUAAGUAAGAAGGCGUUUCCCUUUAAUGUACAACGGUAUGUUACAACUGCCCACAUCCUCAAUACACAAGUUCAUUUUUAAAAAACGA
Daphnia magna is the source of this 741-nucleotide messenger RNA. RefSeq lists its product as uncharacterized. NCBI's taxonomy places the organism in Eukaryota, Metazoa, Arthropoda, Branchiopoda, Diplostraca, Daphniidae. Bases 148 to 501 code for a protein of 117 amino acids. The transcript is spliced from 3 exons. The record is from RefSeq and is a predicted model, not a curated record.